This is a messenger RNA of Drosophila obscura, 2388 nucleotides long. It is a transcript of the gene hdm, whose product is annotated as protein hold'em. NCBI's taxonomy places the organism in Eukaryota, Metazoa, Arthropoda, Insecta, Diptera, Drosophilidae. The transcript is spliced from 3 exons. The record is from RefSeq and is a predicted model, not a curated record. Gene Ontology annotation, molecular function: single-stranded DNA binding; single-stranded DNA 3'-5' DNA exonuclease activity. Bases 19 to 1482 code for a protein of 487 amino acids. Gene Ontology annotation, biological process: resolution of meiotic recombination intermediates.
UCUCAAACAGUUAAAGAAAUGUCGAAAAGUCAAAAGACAAAAUACUUGCGACUGGCUGAAAUGCAGCCCACCAUGACUAACUAUUCGGCCGUUGUCCUGAUCAUAUCCAAAUCGUCGCCAAACUGGUUCUUGGACAAGUUCAGUGGCAGCGAGCGCGGCGUCAUCACCCUAACGGUACGCGACUCCAUUAGCCACAUUACCAACUGCAAGUGCUGGGGUCAGAGGUCAUGCGUGGAUGAGUAUAACGCCAUGCUACACAUUGGCGACGUCGUGGACAUCGUCGGAGCAAAGGUGAUGUCGCUUUCCAUACCUCAUGAGCCGCGUUAUCAGCCCCAAGCCACUCUCUCGUGCGCACUAACGAUCAACGAAGGAUACGGUCAUAUUGUGCGGCACGACAGCGACGACGUACCCACAACUGAGGCUCUGAAGCAGCUCAUUCACAAGCCGCACAAGCCCCUUGGCUCUACCCUUGAUCUGGUCGACGUUUGCUGUGGCACUGGGCUUCAGGAAAGGCUACUCAAUGCAUAUGUGGACCUACUUGUGGUUGUUGCCGCGAUUCGUCCAUUGCGCGAGUUGAAGCGCAAGCUUGCCCCAAGCUGUGGAAAGGACAACGGGCCACUCCAAUGCCUCGAACUGAUCGUGAUCGAUGCCAGCUGUCCAGAUGGAAUGUUGCUUUCCCUGUGGCAGCCGGAGUGGAUACGUCGCGCCAAGCACUGGCAGCCGCGAAAGACCGUCCUUCAUCUGAUCGAUGUGCGUAUCUCCUAUUCGGACUACUAUCGCUGCCCAGUACUGAACCACGCCAACUGUACGCUUAUCUACGACGAUCCGCAGGCCGCCGGCGGCGACUGUGCUGCGCUACUCUCGUUUGCCGCCACAGUGCUGCUGCCAAAGAACUUUGACCAGUCAGUCCAAACUGACUUGGCGAAUCUUCCGACAGCCUGCGAAAUCCAAACCCAGAUGACAUCGAAGCAGAUUUACUCUCGUGCCGAGGGUGAGCUGGGCAAUGCAAUCACCGAUCAGUUUACGGCCGUGAUCUAUUGUAUGGUCACCAAGUUCGACAUUGACGGACUUUCCAUGAACACCAGCAAGAAGUGCACAAAAUGUCAACGCCUUGUUCCCCGAAAUCAAAGCGACUGCGCCAGUGAAGCCUGUCAAUUGGAGUUUUCACUGGAAUCCAAUGGGCCAAGACACUCAAGUUUUAUCAACAUUAACAUUCAGUUGUCCGAUCAGACGGGGACGUUGGUCGAGAGCCGACUAAGCGGCCACGUAGCCGAGCGCUUGAUGGGCAUCAAAGCGGACGACUUUCAGCGGCUCUCAGAGCGUGCGAGAACCGAGCUCAAGUGGCGCUUUCUGCUGAAGUAUUUUGAGGUGAAGCUGCUGAUAAAGAAACCAGAAACCAUGAGCAAGAAUCUCGUCGUGCUUGUGGUGGACAUGCAAACCGUACCGCUGAACAAGCUGGUGGAGAAGAUUUCCGUGUUCUAGAAGUGCCAAGGAGAGGAGAUACUCUAGAAUGGUAAUCUACAUACAUAAAUAGCAAUUUUUAUUACACAUUUCCACAUAAAACUGUUCAACUACAAUACAUAAUACAUAAAUAGACGCAUUCUUGUACCCACGCAUACGCGUGUCUGUACGCAGAAAGAGCAUGAAUGGAGGUGGACUGAAGUGUGGGAUACGCUUCUAUCUAUCUCACUUGGGUUAGAUGGUAAUGACUACAGUACGUGGUCGGAUCUAAAAGACAGUGUAUACAGUUAGUGUUCUAUCGUAAGCUUGAAUAUCGAAUAUCGAAUACCAAAUACCACUACAGGUUAAUCAAUAGAUUUAAAGCCAGAUUAAUCAUCAAUAAGAUGCAUCAUCAUAAGGAGAAUAAGUUAUUAGAUGGUAGUUGGUCAGUUAAUUCAACACAAGUCAUUUCAAUUUGCUAGCCGACAACUGUCUUAUAGUUCGCGAACGUACCUUACACAUAUGUAGUAUUUAUAAUCAAUCGAUCAUGCUGAGUGCGUCCCAUUUAACUAUAAACAACGAUUUGGUACAACGCUUAAUACUGACCUACAUAAAUGGUAUGUACAUACAUAUGUACAGACAGACAUGCUAUACACAUAACGAAACAAAUGAUGCUUUCAACAAUAUAUAGCGACAAAUGAAAAUCAAUGGAAUUGGGGGGACUGAAAAUAAGAUGGUGAUACUGGGGUACAAAAUACUCGUUUUUCGUAUAACUACCCCAUUCAGCUACUCCGCCUGCAUCCAUUCCAUCAAAUAGAAAGAUAGAGAGCAUUAACAUAAUAUCAUGAAAAUCCUAACACUUAAUAAAUUAAUAAAUAAAAGAAAGGCGGGCGGCCAAAUAAUCCGACGCUACUCAAGGGUAGAGUGGUAACAUAAAACCCAAAACAA